UUCUCGCCUCCCGCGCUCCACACGCGCUACCGGGCCGGGCUCUGCUCCGCCGCGGCGCUGGUGCUGUUGCUUAUCACGGUGCUUACCUAUGUGCCACCGCUGCUGGUGGCCUACCGGAGCCACGGUUUCUGGCUGAAGCAGAGCGCGUACCUGGAGCAGCCCACUGUGCGGUUCCGGUACGAGGUGCUCUUUGUGGCCACCAUCGGGCCCGGCCCGGGCAGCUUCUUGGCGUGGAGCACGUUCCCAGCGUUCAACAGGCUCCAGGAGGACCGGCUGCGAGUUCCACUCGUGUCGACUAGAGAAGAAGACAAAAACCAAGAUGGCAAAAUGGAUCAGUUGCAUUUUAAAUUGGAACUUCCGCUACAACCUACAGAGCAUGUAGUUGGUGUUCAGCUGAUUCUACUCUUUUCCUACCAGCUUUAUCGAAUGUCAACACUCGUGAUGCAGAGCAUGGCUUUUCUUCAGUUUUUUUCUCCUGUGCCAGGGUCUCAGCUCUAUAUGAAUGGAGACCUGAAAUUGAACCAGAGGCAAUUACUUAACCAUUGUGGACUGGAUACCAGAUACAAUGUGUCUGUGGUCAAUGGCACAAGUCCUUUUGCGAGUGACUAUGAUCUAACAAACAUCAUUGCAGCAUAUUGGGAUAGAAAUGUGACAACAGUCUUUUCAGAUCCCAACCCUGUUUGGAUGACUGGAAGAGCAACAGAUACACCAUUUAUCAUUAACGCCACUGUUCGUUACCCAGUGGAAGUUAUCUUAUAUCCUUUGAAAGCUGCAUAAACUGUGACGUAACUGGGUUGC
This is a messenger RNA of Pygoscelis adeliae (Adelie penguin), 798 nucleotides long. It is a transcript of the gene TMEM231, whose product is annotated as transmembrane protein 231. Gene Ontology annotation, cellular component: ciliary transition zone; ciliary membrane. The annotation marks the transcript as partial. NCBI's taxonomy places the organism in Eukaryota, Metazoa, Chordata, Aves, Sphenisciformes, Spheniscidae. Gene Ontology annotation, biological process: cilium assembly; regulation of protein localization. The record is from RefSeq and is a predicted model, not a curated record. The transcript is spliced from 6 exons.